AUGCCUGGAGAGACUACAACCUCGCUGAAUGCAUCUGUUACUACACCUCAGUCCAGUAACUUUCAUUCUGACAUUGAACGUUACAUAUUGAUUACUAUAUAUACAGUAGCAUUUAUUGGAGGUACAAUUGGAGCCAUCGCAAUGUCAUUUUUGCUGGUUAAAAUGAACACUCUGUCAGUGACCACGGCGGCGAUUGUCAACCUCGUGGUGUUGCACAGCCUGCUUCUCCUGACUGUGCCGUUUCGGCUUUAUUAUUAUAUCAAUCAGCAGUGGAUUUUUGGGCAGGGCUUUUGUAAAGCAGUGAGUGCUAUGAUGCACAUCCAUAUGUACCUCACUUUUCUAUUCUACAUAAUCACGCUCAUUAUCCGGUGGCUCAUUUUCUUUCAAUGGAAGGACAAGUUGGAGUUCUACAGGAAGCUACACGCUGUGGCUGCUAGUGCUACAGUGUGGAUAGCGGCCAUUGUGAUUGUGCUGCCCUUGUUCAUUGCUCGGUAUGGGAAGUCUGGGGAGUAUGAAAAUAAAAAAUGUUUUACAUUCCACCAAGAACUCAAGAAGGAGAGUGUGAAAGCACUGAACUAUCUCUUAAUUGCCAUUGUAGCCACAAUCACAUGUGUCCUCUUGGGCUUGCAAGUCUUCAUCAUUCUAAAGGUGGUGAAAAAGCUUCCAGGCUCUGUCUGGUCACAUCAAGAAUUCUGGGCCCAGAUUAAAAGCUUGAUGUUCAUAUCUGUGAUAAUCAUUUGUUUCCUCCCAUAUCACCUCUUUAGGCUCUAUUACAUACUGCACAUGAAAGAAAAACAAUUAUUAAUGUACAAUAAUAUCUGUUUGAGUAUAACUGCCAUCAGCUGUCUUGAUUUGCUGUCAUUUGUUAUAAGCGGAAGCCGUUUCUUUAAGCAAAAGAUUAUUAUGCUUCGAGACAAGCUUGCAUGCUGUUAG
This is a messenger RNA of Terrapene triunguis (Three-toed box turtle), 933 nucleotides long. Its product is annotated as probable G-protein coupled receptor 141. Gene Ontology annotation, molecular function: G protein-coupled receptor activity; oxysterol binding. The record is from RefSeq and is a predicted model, not a curated record. The transcript has a single exon. The coding region runs from base 1 to 933 and encodes 310 amino acids. Gene Ontology annotation, biological process: G protein-coupled receptor signaling pathway. Gene Ontology annotation, cellular component: membrane. Lineage: Eukaryota; Metazoa; Chordata; Testudines; Emydidae.